AUGGUGUCCUGGCGGCGGAGGCCGGGGCCCGGCCUGGCGCGGCUGUGGGGCUUCUGCUGCCUGGUGCUGGGCUGCUGGCGGGGCGCGCUGGGCUGCCCCGCGUCCUGCCGCUGCAGCUCCUGGCGGAUCUGGUGCGCGGAGCCGGCGCCGGGCAUCGCCUCCUUCCCCGUGCCGCAGCGGAGCGCCGAGGGCGACAAUGUCACCGAGAUUUACAUCGCAAACCAGCGAAAAUUAGAAAGUAUCAAUGACAAUGAAGUUGGAUUUUAUGUUGGACUUAAAAAUCUGACUGUGGUGGAUUCAGGCUUAAGAUUUGUGUCCCGUCAGGCAUUUGUGAAAAAUGUCAACCUACAAUACAUCAAUUUAUCCAGAAACAAGCUCUCAAGUUUGUCCAAGAAGCCUUUUCGCCAUCUGGGUUUGUCUGAUCUGAUAUUGGUGGACAAUCCAUUCAAGUGUUCCUGUGAAAUUAUGUGGAUCAAGAAAUUUCAAGAGACCAAGUUUUACACAGAAACUCAGGAUUUAUAUUGCAUAGAUGACAACAACAAGAGGACAGCCUUGCUGGAUAUGAAGGUCCCGAACUGCGACUUGCCCUCAGCAAACUUAAGCAAUUACAACAUCACUGUGGUGGAAGGAAAGAGCAUCACAUUGUACUGUGAUACUACUGGCGGGCCGCCCCCUAAUGUGUCCUGGGUGCUCACUAAUCUUGUUUCAAACCAUGAGAGUGACACAAGUAAGAACCCUGCCUCGCUAACCAUAAAGAAUGUUUCAUCCAUGGACAGCGGACUGUGGAUUUCCUGCGUAGCAGAGAACAUUGUGGGAGAGGACCAAGCCUCUGCCGAGCUCACAGUAUUCUUUGCACCAAAUAUCACGUUUAUUGAAUCUCCAACCCCGGACCACCACUGGUGUAUUCCAUUCACUGUGAAAGGGAACCCAAAGCCCACAUUGCAGUGGUUCUAUGAAGGGGCUAUACUGAAUGAGUCUGAAUACAUCUGUACUAAAAUACACGUUAUCAAUCAAAGUGAAUACCAUGGCUGCCUUCAGCUGGACAAUCCUACCCACCUGAAUAAUGGUGCUUACACCUUACUGGCAAAGAAUGAGUAUGGAGAGGAUGAAAAACGGGUUGAUGCUCAUUUCAUGUCAGUGCCUGGAGAUGAGUAUGAAACCACGCCUAAUGAUCUUGGAGACACCACAAAUAACAGUAAUCAAAUCACUUCUACAGAUGUUUCCAACAAAGAGAAUGAAGAUAGCAUCACUGUGUAUGUUGUGGUGGGAAUUGCAGCACUGGUGUGCACUGGCUUAGUAAUAAUGCUCAUUAUUCUGAAGUUUGGAAGACACUCUAAGUUUGGGAUGAAAGGUCCUUCUUCAGUUAUCAGCAACGACGACGAUUCAGCCAGUCCCCUCCACCACAUCUCAAAUGGCAGUAACACUCCAUCUUCUUCUGAGGGGGGUCCUGAUGCAGUCAUCAUUGGGAUGACGAAGAUUCCCGUCAUCGAAAAUCCCCAGUAUUUUGGAAUUACCAACAGUCAGCUCAAGCCAGACACCUUUGUGCAGCACAUCAAGCGACACAAUAUUGUUCUCAAAAGAGAACUGGGAGAAGGAGCCUUUGGGAAAGUCUUUCUGGCGGAGUGCUAUAACCUCUGUCCUGAGCAGGACAAGAUCUUGGUGGCAGUGAAGACACUGAAGGAUGCCAGCGACAAUGCCCGCAAGGACUUCCACCGUGAGGCAGAGCUGCUAACUAACCUGCAACACGAGCACAUCGUCAAGUUCUACGGCGUCUGUGUCGAGGGUGAUCCGCUCAUCAUGGUCUUUGAGUAUAUGAAGCACGGAGAUCUUAACAAAUUCCUCAGGGCACAUGGACCAGAUGCAGUACUGAUGGCAGAAGGCAACCGUCCUGCUGAGCUGACCCAGUCCCAGAUGCUUCACAUUGCCCAGCAGAUUGCAGCUGGAAUGGUUUACCUGGCGUCACAGCACUUUGUGCAUCGGGAUCUUGCUACGCGAAAUUGUCUGGUUGGUGAGAACCUACUGGUGAAGAUUGGGGAUUUUGGGAUGUCUAGAGAUGUGUACAGCACGGACUACUAUAGGGUUGGGGGUCACACCAUGCUGCCCAUUCGUUGGAUGCCUCCAGAGAGUAUCAUGUACAGGAAGUUCACCACAGAAAGUGAUGUCUGGAGCCUGGGGGUUGUAUUGUGGGAAAUCUUUACCUAUGGCAAACAGCCAUGGUAUCAGCUCUCAAACAACGAGGUGAUUGAGUGCAUCACUCAGGGCCGAGUCCUGCAGCGACCUCGCACGUGCCCCAAGGAAGUGUAUGACUUGAUGCUGGGCUGUUGGCAACGGGAGCCUCACAUGAGGCUCAACAUCAAAGAAAUCCAUUCCCUCCUCCAGAACUUGGCCAAGGCAUCUCCAGUCUAUUUGGAUAUUUUAGGCUAA
Messenger RNA from Gymnogyps californianus (California condor), 2424 nucleotides. RefSeq names its product neurotrophic receptor tyrosine kinase 2 (gene NTRK2). Gene Ontology annotation, biological process: multicellular organism development; positive regulation of kinase activity; cellular response to brain-derived neurotrophic factor stimulus. The transcript has 16 exons. The record is from RefSeq and is a predicted model, not a curated record. NCBI's taxonomy places the organism in Eukaryota, Metazoa, Chordata, Aves, Accipitriformes, Cathartidae. Gene Ontology annotation, cellular component: plasma membrane; signaling receptor complex; axon. Gene Ontology annotation, molecular function: brain-derived neurotrophic factor binding; brain-derived neurotrophic factor receptor activity; ATP binding. Bases 1 to 2424 code for a protein of 807 amino acids.